GAUAGUUGGUGUGUAUUUUGUUUGAGAGCAGGAUGACAGAUCACUCGCCACAUCGGGUAACGAGUACGCGCAAUGUGUGUUUGAUGGCGAAGGAGUAAAUGGAAAAACGAGUACAGCAACCAUUAAUUCACAGUGUGAUGGAGAUACACGUCGGUUUUAGUAGUGACUGCGUUCGUUCGAUUUCGGAUGUGCAAAGUAAAAAAAUAUUACUUUAUAGUGAAUAAAUAUUUUUUAAAAAGCGCAGUAUAAAAAAAUCGCUAUCGCGGCCGCCAUUGUUUUAGUGCGCAUAGUAUGAAAACGGCAUUAGUGUUUGCUAUACGAGGAGUGCGGGGAUAACAAAGUGAAAUUUUAAAAUUACUAAAAUUCAAAGCAAGCGGAGUAAGAAUUUGUUGGGGAAAAAUUUUUCUCACAAAUGUCGAAUUGGCUUUUGUUAUCCAUAUAGUGGUUUUCGUUGUUUUUGUAAUUCUACAGUGAACAUACUCGUUCAUUUCGUCUCUAAUUAAAUCUAAAAGAGAAUCCGGAAAAAAUAAAGGCGGCCAUAAUUACAAAAAAAUAAUAAUUUGAAAUAGUUGCGAAUAUUUAAUGUUUGAUAUAAAGUUUUCAAUUUAGAACUUACUUGAAGUGCAUAAGUGGGUUUUAAAGUUUACUGAAUACAUUAUAAAACCUAAAACAAAAAAAAAAAAAUUUCAAAGUAAAUAGUGUAUGAAAGUACCCAAUCGAAAUUCUGUUCCCGUUUCGUGGUGAAAGAAGAGGAAGAAUUGUACCAAAGCUAAACCCCUAGCAAGCAGUAUGGCGCGAUUAUGAUUUUGUGAUUUCGUCAAAAGGUUUAAAUUUAAAUGAUAUACUCCCAAUUUGCAGUAUUGAAAAAGCUCGCGCUCUUAUAAAUUUUCAACAAAUUUUUUGAAUGUAUUGUGUUAGAAGGAAGCCUCUUCAUUCUAUCCGAUAUUUACUGGAUAUUACAAUCUUGCAAUUAUCUUUUGAACCUCAAUUCUACAUAUGCGAAAGAGAUCAGCUCAUUUGUGCAAAAAGGAAAAGAAUAUUCACAUCGACAUAGAAAAGUUUAUAAACAGGUAGCAAACACUGUUUAAUUUAUAGACCCAGAAAGAAAAAAACAAACAUUAAAAAUUGAGAAGUCAAUUGAUACAACGACGCGCGCAAUACGCAGGCGCAGUCAACGAGUUGGCAGUGGUCGUGGUGUUGAGAACGAAACGGUGGCGGUGGACAGUGGAAUCAACGCCAGCGCAUUGACAGACGCUGCGUAUGAUAGUAUCGUGGCUGCUGACGCUGCGAUCAUCGAGAAGCCAGAUGAAGCAGCUUCUGGUAGUAAAACUAUGGCACCAGCGCUCAACGAGCCAAUGAGCCCCACGGAAAAACUUUCCAACUCGACGGCAAAAGUCGCACCACCAUCUCGUUCGACUAAAAGUGCUACCGAAUCAGUCUCAACAACGUCGACAUCCCUCAACACCAAUAGUGAACWAAAAGUGAAAGGAUACCGUCGAUCUUCGGCCUCUACUCCAACACCGUCAUCCUCGACAUCUAAUUCGACACGGAUAACCAGAUCAAAGGACGCUUAUCAACGAGUUUUUGAACAAGCAGUCUCGCCAACUUCUUUAGUUGCGCAAAAAUCGAAACAAUUAAUCAACACCUUGGCAGACAAGAAAAACACAACGGUACUAGAUACCAGUUUGGCAGACGGUGAGAAAAGGGAGACUCAAAAGGAAGAUAMCACCAGUAAUGAGCCAAUGGGCCUAAGCGUAAUUCCACACAAUAAGAGCAUUAGUAUUGGUAAUGACAAAAAUAUUGUCGAGGCAAUAUUUUCGGACGCAGAGGCGAGUGAGACGCUCUGCAAAGAAACCGAAUCUAAUAUUAACAAUAAUAACAAUACCAGUAUAAGCUGUAAAAGUAAUUCAACGGAACAGCUUUUAGCCGAUUUGACAAAUGAUAUUGAAGAGAGCAUAACAACGAAAGUUUGUAUUCGUAAACAUCUUCAAGAAGUCGCAGUGGGGAAGAACGGCUCAAAUAAAUCAAAUGUUCUAACAAGUACAAAUUCGGAGACGAAAGAAUUCACCAAUCUAAAAAUUUGUGGAAAAGAAGCAAAUAAAAUAAACGCUGCUGUAAGUCCGAGUAUCGCACAAUCUUCACAAGGAGACGAACGCCAACAUAUGGAAGUAGAGUUACUUACUGAAUGUAAUGAAAAAAGCGAAAAUUGUAUAGGAUCCUCCAAAGCGCAAGCACAAAAGAUAACAAUAAGCAAGGAGAAAACAAGAUUUAGUGAUGUGACUGUAACCACUCAGGGGCUAUCAAAGGUUACACCGACUAUUCCAAAUGAAGAAGUAAAUGCUGAUUCUGUGAAGGGAAACUCGGGAACUUUGAAAUCAGAUGCUACAACGCGUAUUCAAAUAUUGUCGGUGGACGUUCUGCCGCCAAUAAGUACAGAUUCAACUAUGACUGCCUCUGAAGUGGAGGAUAAUCUUGAAGAGCGAUUAAGUCAGUUGGAUGGUACGGCCAUGGCAUCGCCAACUUGUGAUGAGGGCAUUACUCCAGUAAGCGGAAGCAUUGUAAACCUCCCUGUAUCAACUACGCCACCGUGUACACCAACAAAGCAUCAAACACAUCACCAACAGGUGCAGCAGUUGCAGCUGCAAUUGCAACAAACCCCACCAACGCCAUUAUCGAAUCAAGUACGCCAGCUACAACACUCUUUUACACCGCAAAGUAGCACAUCGUCGGUGAAUACAUUGAAUAGCACGAAUUUGCCACCAGCGUUUAUGAAAGAGGGUGGUGCCGGGGAACUAGAGGAUCAAGAUUUAGAGGAGGUGUUGAAAGUUCUUAAAGGUUUCGAUGGUAGCGCUGGCGCUGAUACGCUCUGCGACUUAAAUGUACUAUUUAACGAAGAGUACACACUAUACGAAGACGUCGGCAGCCAAGUUGCAUCUACAUCGAACAAACCAAGCCCCUUAAAGGAAAUGCAAAGUGAAAUCGAGCGUAAUCAACAAGCGAUGCAUCGCAAAAUCGAUUUUCUAUUAAGGCGCUUGCGAAAAAUACAAUCGCGUUAUAUGAGCAAGCAUUGCAGCGAAGAAAUUGCUGGCUUGUUUGAGUGGACAGCACGUAUAUCUGUGGGUAAAGGUAAUGCCAUGAAUAGAGUUUCGGAUUUAUUAUGUCCUGAUACCGCAAUCAGUGUCAUAGCAGCGAGACCUCCCGCCAAUAAUUGGGCAGAUGAAAAGAAUCCUGUGGCUUCAACACAAAUGACAACUAUGUUACGGCGCUUAGAACAGUCUUCGAAUGCCCAACAGCUGUGCAUGGUUCCCACAAAUAGCAAUUUGAGUGUGGCAAGUACGCAAAUGUCGCGUAAAUCUAAGAAGGCAUUAUUACAAGAUAUGCAAACGGCUUCGUCAAUGUCCACAGCGACGACGUCAUUAUCGRCGUCGGUUGAACGUAAAGGAGAAAUUGUGGUUCCCAAUUACGAUAUAAAUGUCAGCGAAGAGUUGGCUCAGGUUGCUGGGCUGCUGCAAACAGAAAUGCGUGAGGUGCAGACGGCAAUGGACUCGGAUGCGACAGAAUCAAGUUCUGGUGGUGAAUCUGCCGAUGAAAUGGUCACCUAUAAUAAUCAAAUACAACAGCCAUUAGCCAUUGCAAAGCGUGCAGCAUGGCGGUAUUCACGUGAUCGAGCAGCGAUAGCCGCGCGUUGGUCAUGGCUACUUUCACAAAUAGCAGAUUUAGAAAUAAAAAUACGGCAACACACUGAACUACGACAAGAAAUUGUACGAACCAAGGGGUCAGUGGUAUGCGGUCAAGAUGAACCACACGUUGCUACGAAUGAUAGUAGUCUCAAAACAAGUGAAGUCUCUGCAAUCAAUAUAACAACAUCUGUUAAUGGUUACAAAGGGAAUCUGGUAGGCAACACAAGCAGUAAACUUGAUAUAGGCGAAGCGGAUGGAACGGGACUGAUGGGGACUGCCCGCACCCGCGGUUUUGUGCCAUCGCUUUUCCGUAAACGUAAACUCCUUCAAACACAGAGUCUGCACACAAUUUCUAAGAAGGCUGCGCGACCAAGUAACAUCAAAUGUGGUUGCCAGUGGCCAUUCAAUCCUUGUGCACUGUGUACGGGGCGAAUAGAUCCGACAGCGCCACGAGAUCCGCCAGAUACAAUGAUGAUGGCCGAUAGAAUAGCGCUAYUAGAUGCUGGCUAUCAUCCUGUUUUAAGUUUCCGUGAAGACGUCAGCAGCACUUUGCACUUGGAGGCCAUUGCUCGAAUUCCAGAAUGGCAGCAUAGAAUUAUGCGUUGUCAAGUUAAAAGUAUAGCGAAAAGCGUCUGGAAAGCUGAGCGAGAAGCCGAACGUGCAGCCGGACUUAACACAUCCAAGAAAUACAAUGAACCGACCGUGAAACGCCGCUACACAAAGAAAAAGGAUCGCUUGGCGAUGGAUGAAAAGAAUGCGGCGGCGGCAGCGGCAGCGGCUACGGCAACAACAGCAAAUUCUGCAAAUGCGUCACUAUCAACAAUUGGUUUUGCAACAGAUUCAUCGGCUAAAUUAACAAAAGGAGUCGGACUCGAAAAUGGUGGAGCGGUAACGAAUGUGUCAGCAGCUGGCGCAAAUGAAACCACAGCGAUAACAGCAACAACGACAACGUCAUUGCCGGCGAGCGAUGGUGGAAACGGUACUGGCAUUUUGUCUACGUCUACUACAACAACGCCACUUGUGGCCAACAAAGUGGCAAAAAAAUCAAAAAAGUUGCAUCACUAUCAUCUAGUUGGCGACGGUGUGCUGCUGGAACCGCCAAGACCCUUAUCACCGGUCGCCACCAAUCACAGCAGUCACAGUCAAAGCAGUUAUCACAGUCAACAAAGCGUCAACAGCAAUUCGGUACAUCAAACAAGCGACAAUCCUCCGCAAAAUUACGAUCCAUACAGUCCCAACCCAAUACAUUCAUCAUCGAUCUCCAGCAACAGUAAUGGCCUAAAUGGCGGUGGCGGUGGCAGUAGUAGUGGUAUUGGCAACCAUAAACAUAAUAAACAUCGUAAAAGCUCAGCGUCAAGCACAUCAAUGGGCAAUGCUAACCACAACAAUAGCAGCAGCAGCAAUAACACUCAUUUUCAACAUCAGAAUAAUUAUGCGACAUCGAACUACACCGGUGAAUCGAAUGAGGCGAAUUGGGAUGGUUUUGCGACACGUAGUCGCACAUCGUCGCCAACACAUGCAAGCGCAUCCGUCGGCAACAGCAACUAUCACAAAUAUGAMAGAUCUAAAAAUCGUACUUCGUAUGAUAUUGACAACAUUGUUAUACCAUAUAGUGUUGCGGCAGCGACACGUGUUGAAAUUUUACAAUACAAGGAAAUACCAACACCCAAAUGGCGUGUUAUUGAAGACGAUCGAACAUCUGCUCUUGAGUUAACUGACACAGCAAAUAUUGCGGAUAAUGCCGUUACUGCGAAAACUGAUGGCGAUAAGAGGUUAGAAAAUGAUUCCAGUGACAUUGUAAAAGAGACAUCAAGUGAUAUAACAACAGCAAGAUCCAAUGAAGAUGUAAAUAAAGAAAAAACAGAACAGGCSUCGUCAGUUGAAAAACCAACAGAAACAAUGACAGAAAAUAGAACGGAGUCAUCUGAAAAGCGGGAUGUUACUAAAGAAGUCCAGCCAGUAGAUGAAGCAGAUAUCACAAAUGAAAUUGAUGCUCCGAUCGAAGAAACGUCCAAAGUGCUAGAUCAUAAAAAGAAUAAUGUUAUAUCACAUGAUAUUUUGGCAAAAACUGAAAGUGGAAACAUCAAAGCCGAUGCAGCAACAGCUGCUGAUGCAGACGAGCCAACAGCGAAAAAAUUAAAACAUGAGGACGCUUCCUCCACURUUGCGGCUGAAACAGAUAAUGUAGACGAUCCUACUACAGGAGAUUUCGAAGAAAUUCAAACAACAGCGUCUGAGUCAAUUUUGGCUUUAAAGCGUACGGCGCGUUUGAAAUGCAGUGAUACAUUUCAGGAAGAUAACUUUGAAUAUGAUGCCACUGCGGAUGAAGCUAACGAGACAGAGGAUAUCUCUGAUGAAACCGUUAAGUUACGACAUGAGCGUGCGCUGGUUGAGGAACGUCGAAAAUUCCAAACGUAUUUAAAAUAUCCAUGGAGCACACGUUCGCGCGCCAAUCGGCGCAUUGACAGUCGGGCAGAAUCUAGUGGCGCCAACACUCCUGAUCCCACUUCUCCAGCGCCACAAACCGCCAUUUUAGGUGGAGGCGAUCACGAGAGUAUUCCAUCUCCUGCACCACCGGCAACACCGCUUAACCCCGUGGACACGGUUACGGAAUURACCGAGAAUGGUUUAAGUAAUGCUCCAGCAAGCAGCAUUGGCGGCACCUCAAAUUGUGCGAAUAAUAAUGAUUUAAACAAACGUUUAGAGCGCCGUCGCACAACAUCAACUAAAAGAGAUCGCGAAACGGAGCGACGCAGUUCUACGCCAGACCCAAAAGAGCUUGUGCCUCCAUAUGAACCUUUGAAAUUCCCACUUACCGAUGAGGAGUUUGAAGGAUUGCUAAAGGCAAUGCCCGUCGAAUUUCACUAUUUGAAUUUCGACGCAAAAUAUUUAGAAGACUGCAACAACACUGGUGCUGCUGCUGGUGGCUCCAAAUAUCCACGGCAUCGAAACAGUUGGCGUGGUGAUGGUUCAGCUGUGGUUAACAGACGUGGAAAAUCAAUUCAAAACUGUGAUGUUACAACAAAUAAAAGACAGCGAGUUAAUGGUGGUAAGAUACGCAAAGGUUCCAAAGGUGGUAGGGGAAGGCGACGCGGUAAUCACACACGCGUUAGAUUUAAUAAUGAAGCGGUGAACAAUUGUGUGAAUAGCGGUAGAGCGGACGAAGUUGAGGAAGCGGAUGAUGAUGGCGAUGAUGAUGACCUCGAUUUAAUGAUGUUUUUAGCYGAGGAGUAUGAUGAUUAUGAUUAUCCAAAACAUCAUUUGGCUCCCGAUGAUGAUCUCUUUGAUGCCGGUGCAGGUAGUGCUGGCUGCGUUGGGCCCUUUAAUGGUGGCGCACGUGACCGAAURAUGGAUAUAGACGAUGAGUACGAGGCUUAUUUAGGCCGGCGUCAUCGUGAUAGCGAUGCAGACUCCACGGACAGCGAGCCRUUCGCCGACGAUGAUCCGAACGAUCCGGAAUGGCGUGGCGAAAGUGAAGAUCGUGGCGGCGGCAAUGAACGACAACGCCGUACUGUGAGCAAAAUGUCGUUUCAUGCUGCGUUGCAUUAAUAUUUAGUGUGCGUAAUACUUUGUUGUUCGUGGUAAUGGCAUAGAAUUCAAUAUAUCUCSCAGUUUUAUGUAAAAAAUUACAAUGCCUGCGAGCAAACACAAUUAGUAAGAAUGUGUGCUGAAUGUAUGUAAUGUGGAUCUAAUGAAAUAAGGAAAAACAUAGUUCAGAUAGUUGCUCUUACUUAAUCAAUAGUAAUAUAACCUAUUUCAUUUCUCACAUAAUUUACAAGUUUAUAAGACACUAUUCAUAAAUAUGUAAACGUUUGGGUUUCUUAAUUUGAAAAAUUGUAA
Molecule: messenger RNA, 7520 nt
Organism: Bactrocera latifrons
Lineage: Eukaryota; Metazoa; Arthropoda; Insecta; Diptera; Tephritidae
Gene: nsl1
Exons: 13
Coding region: 1332-7229 (1965 amino acids)
Cellular component (GO): NSL complex
Molecular function (GO): histone acetyltransferase binding
Source: RefSeq, a predicted model, not a curated record